GCGUGAGCAGAGCCUCUGGCUGCCGGAGGAAGGGAGUGACUGAGGGGCUGGCGCGGGAAGGGACAGGAUGGCUUAGCCUCUGGCCACAGGACCCCACGCCAGGGAGAAGCUCUAGGCGGACUCCGAGGCUGUGGUAAUGGCUGGGGCUGGAGGGUCCCCGCGAGGGCCCUGAGCGCCCCUGCACCCAGAAGUUAGCAUCAGUGGGACUUGGAAGCUCCCAUCUCAACAAUAGGGAACCAGUCUGAAACAAGACUCCCAGCCUAGUGCUCCCUUCCGGAAACCCUGACGACUUCCAAGUGCAGCUUGUACCGAGCUAUGGCUGGCGAUUCUAGGAAUGCUAUGAACCAGGAUAUGGAGAUUGGAGUCACUCCCAGGGACCCUAAGAAGAUUCCCAAACAGGCCCGGGAUUACAUCCCCAUUGCCACAGACCGCACCCGUCUGCUGGCAGAAGGCAAGAAGCCCCGCCAGCGCUACAUGGAAAAGAGUGGCAAGUGCAACGUCCACCAUGGCAACGUCCAAGAAACCUAUAGGUACCUGAGCGACCUCUUCACCACCCUGGUGGACCUCAAAUGGCGCUUCAACCUGCUUGUCUUCACGAUGGUCUACACCAUCACUUGGCUGUUCUUUGGUUUCAUUUGGUGGCUGAUUGCCUACAUCCGAGGUGAUCUGGACCACGUUGGUGACCAAGAUUGGAUUCCUUGUGUUGAAAACCUCAGUGGCUUUGUGUCUGCCUUCCUGUUCUCCAUUGAGACUGAAACCACCAUCGGGUAUGGCUUUCGGGUGAUCACAGAGAAGUGUCCAGAGGGGAUCAUACUCCUCUUGGUCCAGGCCAUCCUUGGCUCCAUCGUCAAUGCAUUCAUGGUGGGGUGCAUGUUUGUCAAGAUCAGUCAGCCAAAGAAGAGAGCAGAGACCCUCAUGUUUUCCAACAACGCGGUCAUCUCCAUGCGGGACGAGAAGCUCUGCCUCAUGUUCCGGGUGGGUGACCUUCGCAACUCCCACAUUGUGGAGGCCUCCAUCCGCGCCAAACUCAUCAAGUCCCGGCAGACCAAAGAAGGGGAGUUCAUCCCCCUGAACCAGACGGACAUUAACGUGGGCUUCGACACUGGGGAUGACCGUCUCUUCCUGGUGUCUCCGCUCAUCAUCUCCCACGAGAUAAAUGAGAAGAGCCCUUUCUGGGAGAUGUCUCGGGCCCAGCUGGAUCAGGAGGAGUUUGAAGUCGUGGUCAUUCUAGAAGGGAUGGUGGAAGCAACAGGUAUGACUUGCCAGGCACGGAGCUCCUACAUGGAUACAGAGGUGCUCUGGGGCCACCGAUUCACACCAGUCCUCACCUUGGAAAAGGGCUUCUACGAGGUGGACUACAACACCUUCCAUGACACCUACGAGACCAACACGCCCAGCUGCUGUGCCAAGGAGCUGGCAGAAAUGAGGCGGGAAGGCCGGCUCCUCCAGUAUCUCCCUAGCCCACCCCUGCCGGGGGGCUGUGCUGAAACGGAGCUCGAUACAGAGGCCGAGCAGGAGGGAGAGGACGGGCCCGAGGGCCUGGGUGGGUCCCGGGAGAACACGGGUUCAGUGUGAGGACGGUACUGUCCCCACGACCUCCCCUCGCUGGCCUCUAGGGGCACAGCACCUGCCACAGAGCCGGGGGAGGAGGAGGAAUGAUGUGACUGCGCUGUUUGGGGGGCCCCGGGGCCAUCAAGGCUCCAUGGGGAGGAACAGUAUGUCCAGUCCCGGCAUCUCCCAGCUCAGCCCUUCCUGAGUAGGGGGCCUGUGGCCUGGGCCCCUGUGGCAAUGCUGCCUCUUCCCUCCCGGCCUCUGCCAGCCCUGGCGGCAGGAUGGGUUUCCCCACAAUGAUAGUUACAGAGGGCCCUCUGUCUUCACACACACUUCUCUCUGCCGGCUGGCCGGGAUCACCCCCCUCUUUGGAUCUCACAGACCACCCAGCAGCUCCCCUCCAAGGGCCAGCACCCCUCGCCCCUCCUCCUUACCACCCUGAGGCUUGUUGUGGAUUCUGGGCGGGGAGAUUCUGCCCCCCUGGAAGCUCACACCCCUGGUCGUGGGCUAGGCUCACAGACCUCAUGGGUUAAGGUCAAUCCACAUCACGCAGGCGAUUCCUCCCAACUCCCAGAGCAGUGUCCACCUUCUGAGAGCUACAGAGGACAAGGUCCUUGAUGUUCUGUCCUCCUCUGUGUUUCCUCUGCUGUGUUCUGCGUGUCACAUGUAGCCUCCCAGAUACCUGGUCUCCUGGAAGUAACUCUCAGAAGCUGGCCUGGGCCACCCAGCGCACCCACGAGCUCAUGUACAGCUGUCACGGGCCACUUCCUGGCCAUUCCCCAUCGUACUGUGCCCCACAGCUCCCGCCCAAGGCAGAACCCAGUGGCUGGUUCUUUUCUCGCACUUUUGGCCCAAGAAUCACAAAGUACCUAUCACCUUCGCUGUAGUUUUCUUUCACGGUCUCAGCCUGUGGUGAGAUCCAGGGAGAGAGUGGAGUUUCCAGCACAAGAUGAGCCAGUCAGGACUGAAACCAGGAGGGGGGAGGAAAACCAGAGAGGCAAGCAAUUAAAAUUUUAAAAUGAGAA
Herpailurus yagouaroundi (jaguarundi) is the source of this 2576-nucleotide messenger RNA. It is a transcript of the gene KCNJ5, whose product is annotated as potassium inwardly rectifying channel subfamily J member 5. Bases 316 to 1575 code for a protein of 419 amino acids. The transcript has 4 exons. Gene Ontology annotation, cellular component: plasma membrane. Gene Ontology annotation, molecular function: G-protein activated inward rectifier potassium channel activity. Lineage: Eukaryota; Metazoa; Chordata; Mammalia; Carnivora; Felidae. The record is from RefSeq and is a predicted model, not a curated record. Gene Ontology annotation, biological process: regulation of monoatomic ion transmembrane transport; potassium ion import across plasma membrane.